Cryphonectria parasitica EP155 is the source of this 1910-nucleotide messenger RNA. RefSeq names its product family 15 glycosyltransferase. Gene Ontology annotation, molecular function: alpha-1,2-mannosyltransferase activity. The coding region runs from base 302 to 1594 and encodes 430 amino acids. Gene Ontology annotation, biological process: cell wall mannoprotein biosynthetic process; protein N-linked glycosylation; protein O-linked glycosylation. The record is from RefSeq and is a predicted model, not a curated record. Gene Ontology annotation, cellular component: Golgi apparatus; membrane. NCBI's taxonomy places the organism in Eukaryota, Fungi, Ascomycota, Sordariomycetes, Diaporthales, Cryphonectriaceae. The transcript has 4 exons.
CUGAAGCAGCGAAACCGCCCAACUCCGGAGAAUGGUACGGUGACCAAUAAGUUGCAGUCUACCGAGCACGGUCUUGCAAAUUGAUUUGUCGCCGCUCCCUCGUCGUCGAAAACCGCAAAUCGAAACCCGACGAGCAUUGGUGAAGUGGUCGCACGCCGGAUCUGCUUCCACUGAGGGCCACGACUCCUCCCAAUUUCGACGAAUCCUGCAAAGGAAAAGCAAAAGACGACAGCAAAUUUGUUCUCUACGAUCCCUUCACAGCAAUUUCUUUCUUCCCCUACGAUAAUCAACAUCUUUCAACAUGGCGGCGGGUAGCGCACGCAUUGUGCGAUACAUCCUGAUCGCCUUUUUUCUGGUAGCAUUGUGGUAUUUCGUUUCCUCCUCGUCCUACGAAACUAUCGGCGUGAACAGCCCCAUCGGUUUCCCGAGCACAGGAAAGACAGGUAGCAGCGAAACAAGUGGCGGCAGCGGCGUCGUCAAGGAACAGGAGGAAGAGAAUACACCUCCAAGCAAACCUCAUACCGGCGGCACCCAACAGCAGGACCUGGGAUCGAGCCCUCUUGUUACGCAACCCGGCAACCCGCAAUGGGAAGACUUGACCAGCAUUGCGCCAGGCCCGCGCAUGAACGCGACCUUCGUGACCCUGGCCCGCAACUCUGAUGUCUGGGAAAUCGCGCGAUCGAUCCGCCAGGUCGAGGAUCGCUUCAACCGCCGCUACAACUAUGACUGGGUGUUCCUAAAUGACAAGCCCUUCGAUUCAACUUUUAAAAAGGUGACCUCGUCGCUGGUGUCAGGCAAGACGCACUAUGGCGAGAUCCCCGAGGAGCACUGGUCUUACCCGGCCCAUAUCGACCAGGAGAAGGCUAAGAAGGUGCGUGAGGACAUGAGAGAGCGCAAGAUCAUCUACGGCGACUCUGUCAGCUACCGCCAUAUGUGCCGGUUCGAGUCCGGUUUCUUCUUCCGCCAGCCACUCAUGAUGAACUACGAUUACUAUUGGCGCGUUGAGCCCAGUGUCGAGCUCUUCUGCGACGUCCACUAUGACCCCUUCCGCCUGAUGCACGAGCAGGGCAAGAAAUACAGCUUUGUUCUCAGCCUGUACGAAUACGUCGAGACCAUCCCGACCCUUUGGGAGAGCGUCAAGAAGUUCAUGAAGAACCACCCUGAGCACAUUGUCAAGGACAACUCUCUUGGUUUCCUCAGCGAUGACGGGGGCGAGUCUUAUAACCACUGCCACUUCUGGUCCAACUUUGAGAUUGGCAACCUGAACUGGUUGCGCUCUCAGGCGUACCUCGACUACUUUGAUGCGCUGGACAAGGACGGUGGUUUCUUCUACGAGCGCUGGGGCGACGCUCCGGUGCACUCGAUCGCUGCCGGUCUCAUGCUCAAGAAGGAAGAAAUCCACUUCUUCAACGACAUUGCAUACUAUCACGUUCCAUUCACACACUGUCCCACAGGCGAGAACGUUCGAACACAACUCCACUGCCACUGCAACCCGAAGGACAAUUUCGACUGGAAGGGUUAUUCAUGCACAUCAAGAUUCUUUGAGAUCAAUGGCUUAGACAAGCCGGAAGGGUGGGAGAACCAGUCUGAUUAAACCAGGCCGGUGGCAUGCGUGCAUCUUUGUUGUGACCUACGCCAUUUUUGUAGUUUUUCUUACUUCUUUGAAGACUUUGCUCACGAGCACAUUUCACAUUAUGCAUCAACUGGAAGGCAACGGAAAAAGGAGAUCCGAAAGGCGUCUGGGCGACUGACUGACUGCAAGACCGGACUGGGUAAUCUGGAGCAGUCCUUAAAGGACCUGGUACAUGCGAGCAAACAAUCGAGCAUUUUAGCUAUCUGAGCUGCAUGGAUGUCUUGUUCUGCGUCUUAGAGACCUCAAUGUACACCUGCAUUACGAUGCAGUCAAAGGC